AUGCUAGCCGCUACUGUUCUCACAAUCUUAAUUAUAAUAACCUUGGUUGCAUCGUGUAUUGAUAACAGUACAGCUACUACCAGCGCUGAAUCACAUUAUUUUGCAAUUCGCGAUGGUGCUUUACGUGCCUUUGUGAUGAAACUAACUCGUGGAGAUAACAAACAUAACAACCAACACAACAGUGACAUCAAUACUGUGGCAGCUGAUUCAACCAUAAAAGGUUGUUUCUUUUCUGGUUAUGAUUUUUCUUUUUUAAAUCGUAAUAAUGGUAGCGAUUAUAUUGGCACAGAUGUGGGAGUUAUUACUAAUACAUACAAAAUGAAUAUCUGUGGCCCAGUAAAUGAUGGCGCAUGUCAAUAUUCAUGGAGAAUUCCAACUUCUGUGUGUUAUAUUUGUACUCGGGGUAAUCCUCAUGUACUAGGUAGUGUCACUUUGAUCGGUGCAUUUGGUGCUGACGGUGCCGGAGUAGCGUGGAAUUUUAUUGAUUCACUUAAACCGGAACUUGGUGUGACCAUGACAUAUAUCAAUGGAAACAAUCGAGACACAUGCGAGCGUCCGAGUGCUCAGCAAUGCUCACCAGCAACCGUUGUUGCUUUACAAUGUGCUGAUCAAACUGAACACACUUUCCAGCAAGUUUUGGAUGAGAAAACUUGA
This is a messenger RNA of Didymodactylos carnosus, 654 nucleotides long. The record is from the annotation of a GenBank genome assembly. NCBI's taxonomy places the organism in Eukaryota, Metazoa, Rotifera, Eurotatoria, Philodinida, Philodinidae.